AAAAUUUUUUUCUAAAUAAUUCGAAAUAGUUUGAAAGAGUCUCUGAAUCACAUAGUGAGAUAUGACUACACGUACGAGGGGAAAGCCGGCACAAAGCGAUCAAAAUAAAAUCGCAGCUGUUAAGAAGCAUAUCGACAACCGGGUGUUUCUUCUCGAUGCUAAUUUAGCCGAUAAGUCAUCCGAUGACAUUCAGAUUAUUUCGUUGCGAAAUCCAUCCACAGAAAAAGCAUCCAAAUACUUAUUCGCCAAAGGGAAAAAUCAAUUUUUCGAACUGUUAAGCUUUAGUGAAGAGCAUCGCUGUUGGUUCGCCAACGAAUCAGUUUAUCCAAAUGGCAAUAUCUAUAUGACAUCACCGUUUGAUCCAUUAUUUUGGGCAUUGUACUACAUUCGAUUGAAUUGCUCGGAUAAAUGCCAACCCAUCGAUCAAACCAUUGUUGAUGACAACUUUGCAAAUGCACAUCUCAUUGCCGAUGUAUUAACGGUGGAGCAAUUAUCGAUGAUUGCCGACCAAAAAGGAGUCGAAUCUUUGAAGGCGUUCAAAUACAACGAGACAAAAGCAAUGAAUUGGUUGUCGUUGAAGUGCAAAAAACUGGCGAAAACUUUGAGGGAAAGCAAUUUUCAUAUCGGUGCAAAGUCUACGAACUAUGUGAAAACCGAAAAAGUCGGCAACGAUCAACAAAUUGAUGCUGAGUUUUUGUCGUACGCCUAUGGAAUUCUCAGCGAUUACAUCACAUUGGAAUUAUGUGAAAAACUCUCGGAUCAUCUUGGAUUGGAAAAAAUUAAGCCAGUUGCUGCGGGCAAACGGAAGUCGUUGAUCGAACUGGAAAACAACACAUUGAAACGGAUCAAAACCGAGGAAGACUUUGCAACCGCCAAUAUGGUGGAGACCAUUUCGCCUCCAUCGAUUAAGGAGAAAAAAGUCUCAACCAAAGACAAGAAAAUGGCCAAGGCUGCCAGCGGCACGAAAAGUAUUUCGUCAUUCUUCACAAAAAAGUAAUGAACGCUUUUUAAAACGUAAAACAAUGCGCUCGAUUUCGAAAAAUUUAAAUUUUAAGUCAAAAUGUCUGAACACAAUCCAAGGUGAAAUAAAGACCAAACCUCGUUAUUUUUUUGUUUUAAACGGAAAA
Messenger RNA from Sitodiplosis mosellana (orange wheat blossom midge), 1127 nucleotides. Its product is annotated as ribonuclease H2 subunit B. Lineage: Eukaryota; Metazoa; Arthropoda; Insecta; Diptera; Cecidomyiidae. The transcript has 4 exons. Gene Ontology annotation, cellular component: ribonuclease H2 complex; nucleoplasm. Gene Ontology annotation, biological process: RNA catabolic process; ribonucleotide metabolic process. The record is from RefSeq and is a predicted model, not a curated record. The coding region runs from base 62 to 997 and encodes 311 amino acids.